GCUUCGUUGCUUACCUUCACGAAAGAUACAGGCCGGCGACGACGACAACGCUCUCGUCAAAGUCAAUAACGAAGAGGAUUCGAAGUUGAAAUGCAAGGAUAUCCAGGCAUGAACAUGAAUCGGCCUGGUCUUGGUCUACGUCCGCCCAUGCCUUCGUACGGCCAAGGACCUUCCAUGAUGACUCUUGCUCAAAGGCAGCAGGCACCUCCCGCACGCCCGGCGCAGGAAGGUAUUACGCUCUUUGUCGGCUCGAUUGCCGGUGGUAUAACCGAUUCAUUCUUGCAGCAGUUGCUCGGCACAUGUGGAACGCUAGUUUCUUUCAAGCGCCUCAUCACACCUGCCAAUAAGCCUCAAGGUUUCGGCUUUGCGACGUUCGACAGCCCAGAAUCUGCGGCGCGUGCCAUCAAGCUACUUGAUGGUGUCGAGCUGCCUGGGAUGGAGGAUGGUGCUCCGAACAAAAAGCUUUUGGUGAGAGCCGAUGAGCUUAACAAAGGGAUGAUUGACGCCUAUUUCGCCUCGCGUAUGAACACUGAUACAGAUGACGCUCAGGUACAACACGCGCGAAUACAAAUAACCGAACUACUACAAAACAUCAAAAAGCAGCAUGACGAAGCUGCAGAUAAGGGUUCCUUCGAUAAAGAAAGAUACGUGAUUCCGCCUCAUCUGCAUGACCUCCAAGAAGCAGACUUGCCGGAGACCCAGCGUGGACUAGUCAUUUCCGAAAUAGCUCAGUUCCGUGAACGUGCGGCGAAGCGCGAGCGUGAAAAGAUGGUCGAGGUCACAUCGGCGGCCGUCCCAGCUCUUGCGCCGGCAGGUCCAAAACAGCGUGAGUGGGGAAAACCUCAAGGGUCUGCUCAUUCCCCAACUAGGCAGCAAGGAUACGGCAAUGGAGCACAAGGGUAUAACAAACCUGUGGGAUUUGUCAGGGAAAGUGGCAGAGAUGCUGGAAGCUCGUCAAAUAAUACCCAAAAGACGGACGAAGAGAUGGAAGAAGAGCGGAAGGAGGCAAGAAGGCGAAAUGAGGAGAAUUCGUUUAGAGACCGUGAACGAAGAUAUGAACCUCGGGAACGGAGGCGAAUCACUGAGAUGGAGCGCUCUAUUGCGAGGCAACGAGCGACGAGGGAGGCGGAAGAACAUGACAAAGUUGAAAUGAAGUCUCGAUUGCACGUUUGGGACGACGAUGAAAGUGACGAACUCUUCUACACCGAUCGUGCACGAUGGAGAGCCCAACGGGUACGUCGUCUGAGGGCGGAAGAAGCCGCUGACGAGCAAUCUCGCAGUUAUGAAGAGAAAGAAGCAGAGAACCUGCGUCGUGAAUCUGAGGCGUUCUUAGCACGGCAGAUGGAUGAGAUGCAGCAACUCGCGGAUGAACAGCGCAAAGCAGGGAUGCUCCUUGAUGAUGGUGCUCCUGUCAAACUCAACGUUUCAUUGCAAGCAGCGAAUGCACAAAAGGCGGAGUCGGCUGACCCGAAAGCAGCCGUUGCAGCGGCUGCAUUUGCUGCGCAAGAGGAGGAAGAAGAAGAGUUCAAGAAACGUAAGGUGCCAUUGGUGAAACUCGACUUCAGUGUUGCGGAAGGAGAAAAGGCGAAGGAGCGGUUGGAGAAGAUACGUGAGAAUGUACCUAGAGACAAGGACGCAUUGUUCAAAGCGAAAGUCCGAUGGGAUGGCCUGUCUGAUCAAUUAAUUGAUCGCAAGCUUGAACCGUUGAUCAAGCGCCAGAUGACGAAGUAUCUGGGUGAACUAGAGGACGAUGACCUGGUCAUGUUCACCGUCGAACACCUCAAAGAUCAUAAGGGGCCGCAAAAACUCGUAGAAGGACUUGAACCUGUCCUCGAGGAAGAAUCAGUAGAAUUUGUCACCUCGAUCUGGCGUCAAAUUAUCUUCGAAAGCAUGGCGUAUGGCGAGGGACUCCAUACAGAGCGAAUGAUGGUAGACUAAAAUCGUAGCACGGAAGUUCGGCCUCAGGUGCGUCUCAGUUUGGAAGACGGGAGACUUGACUAUAGAGGUAGAUACCGCGUCUGUCUUGCAUCAUGAGGACAGAAUAAGCGCGUAUUUUACGCGGAAAAAUCCCUUUCCCUAACGGGUCUUAUAAGAAGAGCCGUGAGUUCAUCGCUUGCCAUUACCGUCUUUGAAGUGUAAAUGAUAUUACUCUUUUUGGUCCAUGAUUCUUCUUGUCAUUCGUAUCGCUGUAUGUUACCUUAUCGUAUGCCCUCCGAAGCUCAAAGUAACGUUGCUGUUAAGUACCCAGGCCUCCUUCGCCUCGGACUUGACUAGUAUUCGCGCGUUCUUAUAGCAAGCAGC
This is a messenger RNA of Fomitiporia mediterranea MF3/22, 2301 nucleotides long. RefSeq lists its product as uncharacterized. The record is from RefSeq and is a predicted model, not a curated record. The transcript has 8 exons. Gene Ontology annotation, molecular function: mRNA binding. Gene Ontology annotation, biological process: mRNA processing. Gene Ontology annotation, cellular component: spliceosomal complex. Lineage: Eukaryota; Fungi; Basidiomycota; Agaricomycetes; Hymenochaetales; Hymenochaetaceae. The coding region runs from base 91 to 1938 and encodes 615 amino acids.